Messenger RNA from Laccaria bicolor S238N-H82, 381 nucleotides. RefSeq lists its product as uncharacterized. The coding region runs from base 1 to 381 and encodes 126 amino acids. Lineage: Eukaryota; Fungi; Basidiomycota; Agaricomycetes; Agaricales; Hydnangiaceae. The transcript has 2 exons. The record is from RefSeq and is a predicted model, not a curated record.
AUGGAAGACUUCAUCCGCCGUUGGCCCAUGACGCCGCUACAGAAGGGGAUUUUGACUGCUGUCCUUGAGCUUGGGGCUCUGUUUGGUGCCCUUUCAGCGGGCUUACUUGCCGACAGGUACUCGUGCAGACAUUCAAUUAUAGCUGCUUGUCGUGCGUUUUCAUGUUCAUUGCCUAAUAAUCACACUCCACAUCCAUAUUCUGGGUGUCCGCCUGCUCACUCGUUACGUCUCACCAUUUCUUAUGGUCUGCGCCCCCGUCUCCUUUUAUCCCCUUCCCUUUCCCGGUUCCGUACUUCAAGUUCGCACUGCGCACAUUCUUGUGCUCUGGAACCGAUGUCCUUCUCGCGGUCGUCGAGUUCUUCGUCGUGUGGGUGUGAUUGA